CAGCUACGUCAUUCGCCUCUCAGACAAAGGAUUUUUGAAAAGAUGUGGAAACCUUUCGAGCCUGGCAGCUCGCCUAUCGACUGGUGCGAGAGCAAUUAUAACAUUUCGCCAAGCAUUGCUGAGUUUAUGAAUACUCUAAGCAAUGCUCUCUUCUUAUUGCUGCCACCUGUGCUGAUGCAUCUGUUUAAAGAUUAUGGUCGAUUUGUUAAUCCUGGAAUACAUGUAAUAUGGGUUCUGUUAAUGGUAGUUGGAAUAAGCAGCGCAUACUUCCAUGCUACACUUUCAUUAGUUGGUCAACUUCUUGAUGAAUUAGCAAUUUUAUGGGUAUACAUGGCUGGACUUUGUAUGUUUCUCCCAAGAAGAUACUUUCCAACAGCAGUAAAAAAUAAUCGCAAGAAGUUUUCACUAUUUGCUAGUAUGGCAACCUUGGUAGCUACUGUACUAGCAACUUUUCAUCCAGCAAUAAAUGCAUUUGCACUGAUGACUCUUGGAAUACCAGCUUUUGGAUUUAUGAUUCUUGAACUUAGAAGGACAAAGUCUGCCAGAGUUUAUAGACUGGGACUUCGUUGUGGUGCUGUUUGGGUCUUAGCAGUUACAUGCUGGCUUAAUGAUAGAUUGUUUUGUGAUACUUGGCUUAAUUUGAACUUUCCUUAUCUUCAUGCUUUAUGGCAUUUGCUUAUUUUUAUCGCGAGUUAUACAGCAGCCGUACUAUUUGCGUAUUUUACUGUUAAAGAUGAAAAACCUCAUCAGUCACCAAUAUUGAAAUAUUGGCCAAGAGAUGAUUUUGAGCUUGGCAUUCCAUAUGUAACAAUAAAAAGUUACAUCAAAGUUGAUACCAAGAGUUAUAUAUAAAGAUUUCAUUUUUCCAUAUAUGAUUCGAUGUUUGUAAACCAAAAGUCAAAACUAAUAUAUAUUCUAAGGAGUACUAUGAGAUGGAUUGUGCUAUUGAGACUGAGAUGAGCUUUUUAUAAUUAUUGUAAUGACCUAUAUAACUUAUAUAAAUCAAUUAGUUAAAAAGGUCAAAAUCACCACAACUUUUAUAUAGUUGAAUGUAAUACUGAUCUGUGACUGAAACAAAGAGAAUACUAUAACGUAUUCAAGAUUAAAGAAACUUUUAUUAGAAAUAUUUGUGAUAUAAAUAUAUAUGGUAUAGUUAUUAUAUAUACGAUAUACACUUGAAUUUCAAUGAAUUACUUUAAGAAAUAUGUAGAAAAAAACGAUAAUUUAUUUAUGAGUGAUUAUAUUUGAUGCUAAUAUAUUAAUCAAGUUUAUUUUUUAAUGUUAUUGUCUUACUAUAAGUAUUUGUAAACAUUGUUUUAGAUCGUGAGUGAACUAUGCGAAAAAAAAUUUAAACAGA
This is a messenger RNA of Phymastichus coffea, 1357 nucleotides long. RefSeq names its product alkaline ceramidase (gene bwa). The coding region runs from base 43 to 852 and encodes 269 amino acids. Gene Ontology annotation, molecular function: hydrolase activity, acting on carbon-nitrogen (but not peptide) bonds, in linear amides. NCBI's taxonomy places the organism in Eukaryota, Metazoa, Arthropoda, Insecta, Hymenoptera, Eulophidae. Gene Ontology annotation, biological process: ceramide metabolic process. The transcript has 4 exons. The record is from RefSeq and is a predicted model, not a curated record. Gene Ontology annotation, cellular component: membrane.